Messenger RNA from Medioppia subpectinata, 1147 nucleotides. NCBI's taxonomy places the organism in Eukaryota, Metazoa, Arthropoda, Arachnida, Sarcoptiformes, Oppiidae. The record is from the annotation of a GenBank genome assembly.
UGUUAUUGAAGUGCAUUUCUGUUAUGAAAUUUUAUGUUUUAAAAUUUAAAUUUUAUUCAUUCAACUAAACGUCACAAAGUGCACGAUGAGCGACAAACAGAGAAAAUGUGUAUUAUUUAUGGGAAACUCUUUGUUGGAUAUGUCGGCAAAAUGUGACCUAAAAUUAUUAGAGAAAUACAAUCUAAAAGUAGACGACAAUUGCGAGGCCGAGGACUACCAGUUGCCCAUAUUUGACACAUUACUCGCAAUGCCUGAUGUGGUCACUACACCCGGAGGAUCGGCACAAAACUCGUCGAGAAUCGCACAGCAAUUACUUAUCGACAAAACGGGCGCCGAAUCCGUAUAUUUCGUCGGAAGCAUUGGAAACGACAAAACAGGACAAAAACUCGAAGAGUUGGUCCGAUCGGCAAAAGUCCGCACUCUAUACUACUAUCACCCGACACUCGGCACCGGUGUGUCGGCCGGAAUGGUCACGUCCGACACGAAUCGCACUCUAAUGGCUAAUAUCGGCGCCUCUAAGGCGAUGCCCGUAGAGUUUCUGGACACGGAUGCCGUCCGACAGGCUCUCGACAACUCAAUCAUACAUUUUGUUGAGUCCUAUUUCGUGAAUCACUCGCCGUUAACAGUGCUCUCAUUGGCCAAAAUCAGCCAAACGUUAAACAAAAACUUUUUCCUCUCGCUGUCGGCGACAUAUAUCGUGAGCCAACACUUCCCAAAACUGAUGCAAUUGAUGCCAUACACGGACGCCGUGUUCGCCAACGACUCUGAGGCCAAAACAUUUUACACUCAUCUGACGGGCGUUAAGACUGACGACACGAAACUCGUGGCCAAAAGUAUUGCCAAAAUUGAGAAAACAAAACAAACGGAUAGUCUGUGGGCGGGUAUAAAGCGAUGCGUUUUCAUCACUCGGGGCGCGGAGGCAGUGAUUGUCGCCAAAUACAUGUCUACAGAAGAGGUGACUGUCGACGAAUACCCGGUGCCAAAGAUUGAGCUCAAAGGCGAUACCAUUGGCGCCGGCGAUGCUUUUGUGGGCGGAGUUGUAUCGCAUCUGGUCUGCGGUCAUAGUAUUGAAGAAUCGGCCAAAUUUGGUAUUGAGAUCGCGGGACAGGUCUGUCAGAAUAGGGGAUGUGUUUUGACAAUUAAAUGA